Molecule: messenger RNA, 805 nt
Organism: Bolinopsis microptera
Lineage: Eukaryota; Metazoa; Ctenophora; Tentaculata; Lobata; Bolinopsidae
Product: exosome complex component RRP4-like
Exons: 4
Coding region: 9-311 (100 amino acids)
Source: RefSeq, a predicted model, not a curated record
AAGUAAACAUGGAGAUAAUACGAGCUCCUUACAAGAGGACUAGAGUGAUAGCUUCACAGGGAGAAGAGUUGGAGCAACACAUCGUUACUCCUGGUGACGUCAUAACACAGAAUCUGGAUUUUAUGAAGUCUCACGGAACUGCUCCGAGUCACGAUCACAUCUGUGCUACAGUUGCUGGUGCUGUAUACAAGACUGCAAAGUGCAAUGUAAGAGGUGUAUUAACAAUAUUCAGACUAAAGCACCUCCUGAGGAAGCUGACACCACCUGCUCGGUGGCACAGUGGAAUCACACUACAAGUAAACACAAAAUAAAGGACUUUGCUUUACACUCAGCCUGGGAUACAGCCGUCUCCUUCGUCUUUUAUCAGCGAUCUCACGAGAAAAACUGAUGUUUUAUUUUAUACGUUAAUUUAUAAUUGUUGUUGAUAAUUAAUUGUAUUUUGUUGAGCCUUCAGUUGUUUGCCUCGUUAUUAGUAUGACUUAUUAUUAGUAUGACGUUAUUAGUAUGACUUGAAAUAUUUUAUCAAGUUGUUUUUAACAAUUAUUAAAUUCAUAGAUCAUACUGCUGACUAAAGAUAUUAAUUAUUAUCGCUGACUUAAUAGAACCAAUCAACCAAUGUUAAAUGUCUUUGUUGGCAUCAAAUUGUUUGAUGAACUUAUUCCGGAGUGACAUCAUUAAUGAGUUCUAAACCAAAAUAUUUGAUAUUAUUUAAUUGUAAAUAUUGACCUCAGAACUCAGAAGACUGAAUUUCAGAUGCAAUUUCGUUGAAUAACCUGGCAAUUAUUUGAAGUAAUAUCAUGUAUUU